AUGGCAAGCCAAGCAGUACCUCGGAAGCUUUGGCAACAUCCCUGUCCAGCGUCGACGAACAUCGGCCGUUUCCGAGACACUCUGGAGAGACACACUGGAAAAUCCUUCCCUACCUUCCAUGACCUCCACCGCUACUCCAUCCAGCACAGGUCUUCGUUCUGGGACUUUUGUUGGGGAUAUUUCCAACUCAUACAUGAGGGUUUGUAUGAUGUAGUCGUGGACGAAACAGCCCCAAUCGACACCAUUCCUCACUGGUUUGACGGUGUCAGGUUGAACUUUGCAGAGAAUAUUCUUUUCUCAAGCGACGCCGGAGACCGGCUACGAGGGAAAGAAGACGACAAGGUUGCAGUUGUCGAGGUGCGUGAGGCAGGCGCCGAAGGAGCAACUUAUGUGACCUGGAAGGAACUGCGCAACAUGACCGGACGCCUAGUCCAGGCACUGAAGGCCCAUGGAGUAAAACGAGGAGACCGUAUUGCAGUCUGUGCAAGCAACAGCGUCGACACAUUACUCGUGUUCCUGGCGGCUACUGCCCUCGGCGCCAUUUUUUCCUCGAUGUCCACAGACAUGGGCACCAGAGGGCUUCUUGACCGGCUGCUGCAAAUCAAGCCUGUUUGUCUCUUCAUGGAUGACUUCGCGGUUUACACCGAUAUCAGUGACGUCCCUAAAGCUUGCACGUUGGACGACUUCCUCGCUAAAGCGCCACAUGAUCGUCUGGAGUUUGCACGAGUGCGGUUCCGCGAUCCGUUUCUUGUGGUAUAUUCGUCUGGUACCACUGGGCAGCCCAAAUGCAUCAUCCACUCCGUUGGGGGUGUGCUGUUGAACGCUCACAAAGAAGGCGGCCUCCAUCAAGAAAUGCGUUCCGACAGCGUGAUCCUGCAGUACACAACCACGGGCUGGAUCAUGUAUCUGGCGCAGGUCCAAGGUCUCCUCUUCGGGGCGCGAAUCAUCCUGUAUGACGGAAAUCCGUUCUUGCCGCAUGUUUCAGUCUUGAUCGAAUUGGCUGCAAAGGAGAGGGUCAGUCACCUAGGAAUAUCCCCACGGUAUCUGUACGAACUGCAGCGAUGCAAGAUCAAUCCGCGAGAGAUCGCAGACCUGCAGUGUCUGCAGCUGGUCACGAGCACCGGAAUGGUGCUGCCCGAUUCCCAUUUCGAAUGGUUCUACGAUGUCGGCUUCCCCCCAAACGUCCGUCUGAAUAAUAUUUCCGGCGGGACGGACAUUGCGGGCUCUUUUGGCACCGGUAAUGCUCUGCUGCCAGUCUACGUGGGUGGGUGCGCCGGCUUGUCCCUGGGCAUUCCUGUUGAGGUGUAUGAUCCAUCCAUAGACAGGGGUGGAGCCAAGGGAGUGGCUGUUGCCGAUGGCAUACCCGGGGAACUGGUGGCCACAGCUGCCUUCCCCAACAUGCCGGUUGGCUUCUGGGGCCAAGACGGUGACAAACGUUAUCACCAAGCGUACUUUGCUGAGUUUGACCGCGUCUGGACGCAUGGAGACUUUGUCUCCAUCCAUCCCACCACGAAACAGCUGUUUUUCCACGGACGCGCCGAUGGGGUACUUAAUCCGUCAGGUGUCCGGUUUGGCUCAUCAGAGAUCUAUCAGGUCAUUGAGAGCGAUUUUGCCGAUGAGGUCGAGGACUCGCUCUGUGUAAGCCAACGGAGGCCUUCUGAUAAUGACGAAAGGGUGGUAUUGUUCCUCAAAAUGAAGCCAAACACUACUUUUAAUGCAGACCUCACGAAAAGAGUGAGAGCCGGUAUUCGAAAACGGAUGAGCGCACGUCAUGUUCCGUCUUAUAUCUUUCCCACUCCUGAAAUACCAACUACAGUGAACUUCAAGAAGGUCGAGCUGCCUGUGAAACAGAUUAUAUCUGGAGUACACAUCCAACCAUCCAGUACACUUGCAAAUCCCGAUUGCCUAAAGUAUUACGUCCAGUUUUUUGACAUUGAGAAGAUGGCAGCGAGGGAGAGCAGACUCUAA
Molecule: messenger RNA, 1968 nt
Organism: Penicillium canescens
Lineage: Eukaryota; Fungi; Ascomycota; Eurotiomycetes; Eurotiales; Aspergillaceae
Product: acetoacetyl-CoA synthase
Exons: 6
Coding region: 1-1968 (655 amino acids)
Cellular component (GO): cytosol
Molecular function (GO): acetoacetate-CoA ligase activity
Source: RefSeq, a predicted model, not a curated record